AAAUUUGCAAAUGAUUGAUUGUCAGUCAAAAACUGUUUGCACUGUCAUGAGGUCAUCAGUUCUUCUAUUGUUGGUAGCCCUGUCGAUUUUACCAUGGUCUGAAGCCAGGGUAUCGUUAUCUGGUGGUCAUCAAGAAAAUUCUGGAGAAAGUUCUGGAGAAGUGGUGAUGGCACGAUUUUAUGGAUUGAAACAUUGCACCAGAACGCAGUGCUGCGUGUAUUAUCUGAGUUGCUGCACUUUAAAAGGAGCCUAUCAUUGCUGUAAUGGGCCUCUCGUGAAAAUGGUUGCCCCGCCUUGCUGAAGAUUUAAAUUGCCCCACAGAAAAAUAGAACAAUCAUUUUGUUAAUGAUUGCAGAGCUAAGAAAGAAUGAGGAAACAAUAAUGGAGUGGAUGAGCUGUAAUUUACAGCCAAGGUUUACAUGUAAUUGUAACAAUAAAAUAAUUAUCAUUCAUAUACUUACUUCUAAUGUUUCAAUAAUAAAUUUAGUAACCAAACUUUUUCAGGAAUUUUAAUCGAGUGUUUUGAUUUUUUAAAUGUUU
Nezara viridula (southern green stink bug) is the source of this 540-nucleotide messenger RNA. The record is from the annotation of a GenBank genome assembly. Lineage: Eukaryota; Metazoa; Arthropoda; Insecta; Hemiptera; Pentatomidae.